AUGCCUUUGUGGCCUCUUUACAAAACUCCAGUGUCCCUUGAGCGCCAGGUGCGGUCCAACCUCAAUCGCGAGGUCAAAGAAUCCCUUCGGCUUCAGAAGAAGCUGCACGGCCUUGGCUUCGUUAAAUUACAGCCCCAGUAUCGAUCUGCACUACUUUUCAAUACCUCACUAAUGGUGAAUACACUGGAGAUCCAGACAGGCGUCAUGAGGCAGGCUGCAUAUGAUGUGAAUGUCAUCGAAAUAGAAGUAAUCUUCGACUUUAUCUGUGCAUGGUGCUACAUCGGCAAACGUAAACUGGACAAAGCGAUCGAUCUCUACCGAAAAGUUUACCCGGGAGGAAAAUACGACACCAUCAACAUAAAAUGGAGCCCUUACUACCUCAACUACAAUCCACACGCGCGCAGUGUGCCGAAAAGUGAACUGGUUUAUGAGCGACUGAGUGAUAUGAAACUGGAGCAGCGAGAGGCCUUAUUCAAGCGCAUGGACCAAAUAGGGCGUUCUGUCGGCAUUAAUAUCAAAAGUGGAGGUUUAAUUGGGUCAAACACUCGCGAUGCACAUCGCCUUGUGCAUCUCAGCCGGCAGAAGCCUCAGGAUGUUCAGAGUGCGCUCGUGGAGAAUAUUCUCGCAGCGUAUCACGAACAAGAGAAGGAUAUAUCGUCGAAGGAACUGUUGAAAGAGAUAGCUGUGCGUGUGGAUCAUGAUGCUGCGGAGAUAGAUAGGUGGUUGAAUUCUGAUAUAGCGGCUGAGGCCGUGGACGAAGAAGCCCGCAUGAACAAAGAGAGGCCAGACAAUACUGGUGUUCCUUGUUAUAUUAUUCAGGGGUAUCGGCUGGAUGGUGCCAGCGAUCCGUCCGAGUUUAUGGAAAUAUUUGGGAAGGCGAGGGUUGAAUGA
Aspergillus tanneri is the source of this 891-nucleotide messenger RNA. RefSeq names its product DsbA family oxidoreductase. Bases 1 to 891 code for a protein of 296 amino acids. NCBI's taxonomy places the organism in Eukaryota, Fungi, Ascomycota, Eurotiomycetes, Eurotiales, Aspergillaceae. The transcript is spliced from 5 exons. Gene Ontology annotation, molecular function: oxidoreductase activity. The record is from RefSeq and is a predicted model, not a curated record.